Molecule: messenger RNA, 3002 nt
Organism: Wyeomyia smithii (pitcher-plant mosquito)
Lineage: Eukaryota; Metazoa; Arthropoda; Insecta; Diptera; Culicidae
Product: protein glass
Exons: 6
Coding region: 707-2221 (504 amino acids)
Biological process (GO): regulation of transcription by RNA polymerase II
Cellular component (GO): nucleus
Molecular function (GO): RNA polymerase II cis-regulatory region sequence-specific DNA binding; DNA-binding transcription factor activity
Source: RefSeq, a predicted model, not a curated record
CCGGACGGACAUAUUAUGUCGCUGAUAGUUUGUAAGUUUUGUUAGUUUGACUCAGUCCACAAAGUACCCUCAACCUAUCAAUAUCGUGUCCCUUUCGGUUUUUUUUUCGCAUCCUCGGUUUUCAUGUCAGUCUUUCCAUCGAUCGAGUCAGUUAACGUUAUAGCACAAGAUAAGGCACACUCAAAGCACGGUACUUCGUCGUCAUUCGUAACACUUCCUAAGUUCCGAGGUUCUCUGCGCCGUCUAAUGCUGUCGCGCUGCACAUGCGACGAAUCACAGGUAGAGAUUCGACUAUUUAGGAGCAUACCAACGGAUAUCUGAAUGAAUAGCGGCAGUUUACGUUCAAUAAGUUUUGCGAAAAACGCGCAAUAGCGAUGUCAGCACAUGGUGAGGUCCGAGAUACCGUGCGGCCGAAGAUUCUCAAGUGCAGUGAAAGUGUCAUUAAAAUGAAAUACAAGUGCUACUCAUUAUGAUGUUUCGGACGGAUCAAUCCGAAUGUUUUAGUGGGGCUUGCCAACUUUUAGAGGCUUCUAGCGAAUAAAUAUGUUUAACAAAGUUGUAUGUGGAUUGUGGCUAUUUUUUUAGUUUUAUUUGUGUAACUCAGUUUAUUUAGUUAGCGCAAAUCACUAACUUAUACAUACUGGAUCAUAUUAGCAUCAACAACUGCAACCAUAACUACGGUAACGAGCCUCUGGAAGGAGGAGCUAUGUAUAUAUCAUGCGAGAGCGCCGGUAGUACAACUUCCAUGGAGCCGGAAACGGGAUACGUCCCGAACAAUCCCCUGUUUGGAGUGCCCCUCGACAGUCCGCAGGAAUGCCCAUCUUCUUGCGGCGGGAGCGGUUGUUCUAACUGUCAGGAGAGCACAUCUUUACCAUUGCCGGGGCUGCCCGGAUCGGAUUUCAUCGAUUGCGGAAACUGUCUCGACCACAACGGUGCGCUCAGCUCACAAACAAAUCUAGGCAAUUACUGGAGCGAAGAUAUGAGCACAUUUCCGGGACUGCCACCGUUGGACAUCGACCCGCUGCCAAGUUUGUUUCCUUUCUCGCCGUGCGGGGCAAGCUACAACAGGCCCGAACGGCCAACACACGACGUAGCGGACGUACUACUUUCUCUGAAGCAUGCCGUUCUAAAGCAGAGCCCGGAUCCGCAACCGAUGCAAGCUCCAUCGCCAAACUUCGCUCCACCGCAGGCUUCACUCUCUUAUACUGUGCACCCACCGAUGCUCUUGUCGCCCGUUAGUCACCACAAUCACAAUUCGCACUACAGUCAAGCUCAAUCUCAAAGUGGAUCUGCGUAUCCUUCGAACUACUACGAAUCGUCCUGUGCACAACAUUCGACGCCAAUAUACCCAAGCAUGAGCGUGAACGUAAGCAUGAACAUGACCAUGCAUGGUUACGGUGCGGAGGGAUCUAUGCCAAUGCAGUGUCCCCAGAUGCAGUGGGGACAUCAAACGCCGUCGUCUUCGGUCAACGUACUUUAUCCCCCGCUGCUUAGUCCGGUGCCGUAUCCGGCUGGUGCUACUUAUUCGUUCACAGCGGACUUUAGGCCGCAAAAUCAAACACAGAAUUUAUCGCCGAUAUUGGAAUCUUCUAAAAGCUCCAGUCUUCAGUCACAUCAUCCAAAAACGUACUACCAGUCAGGUACGGACUAUUCUCCGCCAAAGAGCCCCCAAGAAUUUGAACAAACCGAUUUUCAGCUCAAAAUGAAAACUGAGAAAUCUCUAGGCCUAACCUUUGAGGAAGAGGACGGCAGUGGUAGCGACGGUCAAACUGGGGACAACAAACCCAACCUGUGUCGGUUAUGUGGAAAAACAUAUGCCCGUCCCAGUACGCUCAAAACGCACCUUCGAACGCACUCCGGCGAACGGCCAUACCGUUGUUCGGACUGUAGCAAGAGCUUCAGUCAGGCGGCGAAUUUGGCUGCCCACAUUCGAACCCACACAGGCCAGAAACCGUUCCGGUGUCCCAUUUGCGAUAGGCGGUUUUCGCAGAGCAGCAGUGUGACGACGCACAUGCGCACUCACUCUGGCGAACGGCCAUAUCGGUGCCGUGCGUGCAAGAAGGCAUUCAGCGAUAGCUCAACACUUACCAAGCAUUUACGAAUACACAGCGGGGAAAAACCUUACCAGUGCAAGUUGUGCUUGUUGAGAUUUUCUCAGUCCGGUAACUUGAACCGGCACAUGCGUGUGCAUGGAACCAACGGACAAGCGCUGGUAACAUGACAACAAAAACAAAUGCCGCAGCCAUCUUCACAGCAUCAUCCGCCCGGAAUCUAUGGUCAUCCAUACACUCCAGCACAGAACAACGCCCACCACCACUACAGCCGCACGACGUCAACACUGACGAACAUGGCAGAAGCUUGUGCGACAACAACAGGACAAACACCGUCGACCACUGCUUCGAGUUAUCCCAGCGCCAUCUCUUUUCCGGUACCCGGUGGCAGUGCGGUCAGCAAUAAUGUGACCGCUGCUUCUCCGUACAACACGUUUAACUUUAAACCAUUCGCAGCAGCAUCCCACCAUCAUCACCAUCAUCAUCAAUUGUCCUACUUCGAGGAAUAUCACCACUAUCAACAGCAGCGCAACAAAUAUGAUGAUAUUAGCCUAUUUAGAAACAACUUUGUAAAUAUAUUCUAAGCUUAGCCAUUUCUUAUCACCAUGUGAGCAUCAUUCAUUCCGUUCUAGCAGCUCUGAUCGGUGAACACUAUUCGUCACUAAUCGCUAAUUCUAGUCAACUAAUGUCCACCGUAGAGAGGAAGAGAGAAACAUUCGAAGCUAUACACAACCAAUAGAGCAAAAGCAGUGGCAGUCAGGUGAAACGCCAUGAAGAAAACAGGUUAUCAAUUCUUCCGACGAAGAAACAUUUGUAGGUAUUAGGAAGUAUGAGUAACUGUAAUUGUUGUCUUGUAUGUUUCGCAUUUGAGUAAGGACAAGGGAGAGGUGAUGAAUCGUUUUUUGUGUGGUUCAUAACAAUUUUACGGAAAUAAAAAAGAAAUUAAUUCGA